Prosopis cineraria is the source of this 396-nucleotide messenger RNA. RefSeq names its product probable F-box protein At1g14315. The coding region runs from base 1 to 396 and encodes 131 amino acids. The record is from RefSeq and is a predicted model, not a curated record. NCBI's taxonomy places the organism in Eukaryota, Viridiplantae, Streptophyta, Magnoliopsida, Fabales, Fabaceae. The transcript has a single exon. Gene Ontology annotation, molecular function: protein binding.
AUGGAAAUGAAAGAUGAUGACAAGGAUAUCUUAUCCCAAGAUAUCAUCACAGAAAUUCUCAAAAGGCUUCUUGUAAAAUCCCUCAUCCUAUUUCAAUCUGUUUGCAAACUUUGGAAAAAUCUCAUCCAAACCCCAUAUUUCAUCACAAACCACCUCCACCACUCAGCUCACAAUAAUCCUUCUCUUCUCCUUGUUGAUUCUUGGAACAGACCAAAAUAUCCACAUGUACUCCUACUUGAUUCCAAGAUAGAAAUCAUUGAUGUUCACAAGACACCUGUGUUCGAUAAUUCAUCAAGGGGUGAUGUCAAAUUUGUUGGCUCCUGCAAUGGCUUGCUUUGCCUGGCAUUUGAUCACUAUGACAAUGAAUCUUUUUCUGCUAUGGAACCCAGCAACUAG